UCAAGCAAGAUUAGGCUGAUAUUGACGUUGAACCAAAGCAGGCGUUCAACUUGAAGGUUCAGAUCAGCAGAAUAAGGCUUGAGUCUCAACCAUGGCCGAGGUCCAGGCCAAGCUGCAGUCCCUUUCCGAGGAGUAUCAGAAACUUCAGCAGGAUCUCCAAAACACAGUGGCUUCACGCCAAAAGCUGGAGGGCCAGAGACAGGAGAACCUCGGAGUGCAAAAGGAAUUUGAAAACAUCGGCGACGAUGAGAUCAUCUACAAGUUGGUAGGACCUGUCUUGCUCAAGCAGGAAAAGUUUGAGGCCGAGAGCACCGUCAAGGGCCGGCUGGACUUUAUUGGGAGCGAAAUCACAAGACUGGAGGGACAGAUCAAGGAGACUCAGGCCAACAUCGAGAAGAAGAAGACUGAGAUUAUUCAGAUCCAGGCGGGAGCGCAGGCGGCCGUUGGCGGACAAUAGACAGC
This is a messenger RNA of Trichoderma citrinoviride, 462 nucleotides long. RefSeq names its product Prefoldin beta-like protein. Gene Ontology annotation, cellular component: prefoldin complex; cytoplasm. Gene Ontology annotation, molecular function: protein-folding chaperone binding. NCBI's taxonomy places the organism in Eukaryota, Fungi, Ascomycota, Sordariomycetes, Hypocreales, Hypocreaceae. Gene Ontology annotation, biological process: protein folding; chaperone-mediated protein complex assembly. The record is from RefSeq and is a predicted model, not a curated record. Bases 92 to 457 code for a protein of 121 amino acids. The transcript has 4 exons.